Messenger RNA from Sciurus carolinensis (gray squirrel), 4907 nucleotides. RefSeq names its product EFR3 homolog B (gene Efr3b). Gene Ontology annotation, cellular component: plasma membrane. NCBI's taxonomy places the organism in Eukaryota, Metazoa, Chordata, Mammalia, Rodentia, Sciuridae. The transcript has 23 exons. Bases 243 to 2696 code for a protein of 817 amino acids. Gene Ontology annotation, biological process: protein localization to plasma membrane. The record is from RefSeq and is a predicted model, not a curated record.
UCCGCCUCGCCCAGAGACCCGUGCGGGAGGCUGCUGCGGCCAGCCUCGGUACUGAAUGGGCUGGUGGCGCCCGGCUCCGUCCCGCCCGCCGCCGGCCCCCGCGCCUGCUCCCGCCCCGCCCGGGCCUCGGCCGGCCGCCGCCAGCCCCCGCAUGGGCUGUGAAUGAAAGGCGGGCGCCACCAGGGGCUGGCUGCAAGCGACGCGGCGACGCCGGCCUCCUGGGAGGCGCGCGCCCCGCGGAGAUGUACGGUGUGUGUGGCUGCUGUGGCGCCCUUCGCCCCAGGUACAAAAGGCUGGUUGACAACAUCUUCCCUGAGGAUCCCGAGGAUGGCCUGGUGAAGACCAACAUGGAGAAGCUUACCUUCUAUGCCCUCUCCGCUCCAGAAAAGCUAGACCGGAUCGGUGCCUACCUCUCUGAGAGGCUCAUCCGUGAUGUGGGUCGCCAUCGAUAUGGGUAUGUGUGCAUCGCCAUGGAGGCACUGGACCAGCUGCUCAUGGCCUGCCAUUGCCAGAGCAUCAACCUCUUCGUGGAGAGUUUCCUCAAGAUGGUGGCCAAGCUGCUGGAGUCGGAGAAGCCCAACCUGCAGAUCCUCGGCACCAACUCGUUCGUGAAGUUUGCCAACAUCGAGGAGGACACCCCAUCCUACCAUCGGAGUUAUGACUUCUUCGUGUCCCGAUUCAGUGAAAUGUGCCACUCGAGCCACGACGACUUGGAGAUCAAGACCAAAAUCCGCAUGUCAGGCAUCAAAGGUCUGCAAGGGGUGGUGAGGAAGACUGUGAACGAUGAAUUGCAGGCCAACAUCUGGGACCCACAGCACAUGGACAAGAUUGUCCCAUCGCUGCUUUUCAAUCUGCAGCACGUGGAGGAGGCAGAGAGCCGGUCUCCCUCACCCCUCCAAGCACCAGAGAAGGAAAAGGAGAACCCAGCAGAACUGGCUGAGAGGUGCCUGCGGGAGCUGCUGGGCCGGGCUGCCUUUGGCAAUAUCAAAAAUGCCAUCAAGCCUGUUCUCAUCCAUCUGGAUAACCAUUCUCUUUGGGAACCCAAGGUGUUCGCCAUCCGUUGCUUUAAAAUCAUCAUGUACUCAAUUCAGCCGCAGCACUCCCACCUGGUUAUCCAGCAGCUCCUGAGCCACCUGGACGCUAACAGCCGCAGCGCGGCGACCGUGCGCGCGGGCAUCGUGGAGGUCCUGUCGGAAGCUGCGGUUAUCGCAGCCACCGGCUCAGUCGGGCCCACGGUGCUGGAGAUGUUCAACACUCUGCUGAGGCAGCUGCGGCUCAGUAUCGACUACGCGCUGACCGGCAGCUACGACGGGGCGCUGAGCCUGGGCACCAAGAUCAUCAAGGAGCACGAAGAGCGCAUGUUCCAGGAAGCGGUCAUCAAGACGAUCGGCUCCUUUGCCAGCACGUUGCCCACUUACCAGCGCUCUGAGGUGAUCCUCUUCAUCAUGAGCAAGGUCCCUCUGCCUUCCCUGCAUCAUGCCAUGGAGACAGGAAGGACAGGGGAGAACAGGAAUCGACUGACCCAGAUUAUGCUGCUGAAAUCCCUCCUUCAGGUAUCCACAGGUUUCCAGUGCAACAACAUGAUGUCAGCUCUGCCCAGCAACUUCCUUGACCGCCUCCUGUCCACUGCCCUCAUGGAGGAUGCAGAAAUCCGUCUCUUCGUUCUAGAGAUUCUCAUCAGUUUCAUUGAUCGUCAUGGCAACCGCCACAAGUUCUCUACCAUCAGUACCCUCAGUGACAUCUCAGUCCUGAAGCUGAAAGUGGACAAGUGCUCCCGACAGGACACUGUCUUCAUGAAGAAGCACUCCCAACAGCUCUACAGGCACAUCUACCUGAGCUGCAAGGAGGAGACGAACAUACAGAAGCACUACGAGGCCCUCUACGGCCUGCUGGCGCUCAUCAGCAUUGAGCUGGCCAAUGAGGAGGUGGUGGUGGACCUCAUCCGCUUGGUGCUGGCUGUUCAGGACGUGGCCCAGGUCAAUGAGGAGAACUUGCCUGUGUACAACCGCUGUGCACUCUACGCUCUGGGCGCAGCCUACCUGAACCUCAUCAGCCAGCUCACGACGGUACCUGCCUUCUGCCAGCACAUCCACGAGGUGAUCGAGACCAGGAAGAAGGAAGCUCCAUACAUGCUCCCUGAGGAUGUGUUCGUGGAGAGGCCCAGGCUGUCUCAAAAUCUUGAUGGCGUGGUCAUCGAGUUCCUCUUCCGCCAGAGCAAAAUCAGUGAAGUCCUGGGGGGCAGUGGCUACAAUUCAGACAGGCUCUGCCUGCCCUACAUCCCUCAGUUGACAGAUGAGGAUCGCUUAUCCAAGAGAAAGAGCAUCGGAGAGACCAUUUCCCUACAGGUGGAAGUGGAAUCAAGGAACAGUCCAGAGAAGGAGGAGCGAGUGCCGGCCGAGGAGAUUACCUAUGAGACCCUGAAGAAGGCCAUAGUGGACAGUGUAGCAGUGGAGGAACAGGAGCGUGAGCGGCGGCGACAGGUGGUGGAGAAAUUCCAGAAGGCGCCCUUCGAGGAGAUUGCAGCCCACUGUGGGGCUCGGGCAUCACUGCUGCAGAGCAAACUCAACCAGAUCUUUGAAAUCACCAUUCGGCCCCCUCCGAGCCCAUCAGGAACCAUCACUGCAGCCUACGGCCAGCCACAAAACCAUUCCAUCCCUGUCUAUGAGAUGAAGUUUCCCGAUCUGUGCGUAUACUGAAUUCCAAGAGAUGGAGCCCCUCAGAGGAACAGGGUCUGAGGGAGGGGCUCACCUUCACACCCACCCCUACCUUGCAGAAAUGUAGCUGGGAUCUCCAAGAAACAGUCACCUUGGAUGGCGACCGGCUAAGCAAAGGUGGCGCCUCUGGGCCUUCUCUGGUCCUUUAUGGCCCUCCUGCCUCUGCCUUGUCUUCCCUGAGGGAGACCCAGCCACCUGCCCCUCUGGGGCCAAUAAGCAUCUCACCUGCACCUUUUUUCUUCUCUUUUGUGUCAGCCAGGGACAGAGAAUCAUGGGGGUGUCUGCAGAGAGAAGCGGAAAGGUCGGGAAAGUUCCAUCUGUGUUGCGGGGGCAGGGGUAAAGGGCUUCUACUGGGGCUGUGUCUAUGGGAGCACAUCUCAUCUCCUGAGGAGAGAAGUAGGUGGAGACUUGGUUGGUCCAAAGAGGCCACCUACAGUUGGCACUGGGAGGAACCAAGGAAUGCUCCCCUUGUAAAGUGACAGUGUCAGAGGUGGAAGAUGGUGGCAGUUAUCCCGAGCAGCCUUCUUCCUCCUCUACUCAAGUCCUGAGUGUGCUGCAUGCUCUUGUCCACCCUUCAGCUGUCUGUGUUUCUUUCUACUGUUAAUGAACAUGGAGCCCUUCCAGGGUGAAGACACCCUAGGGGCAGCAAAGGUAGAGGGAAGGGCAGGCAGGCCUGGCGAUAGCAGGGCUGGUUCUCCCAGACUGGGCAGCAGGGCGCUAACAAGGACCUGCCUUCUGUCUUGGACAGACAAGCAGGGCAAGUCCUGCCCCUGUGUAGCAUCUUCUCACCUCCUUCUUUUCCUCGGAGGGGGCUUGUGCUGGCCCUCCCAUGGUUCUCUCUUCUGGAUGUUUCUCUGAGUUAGUCACAUUCUCUCUUUGAUAUCUUUCUUCCAAGGAUCCCAAGACAUUUCCGCAGCCUGUGGGUUGAGGGAAGGCAGAACAAGGUAGUCUGAUUCUUAAUGACUCAAAAAAGGGAAGGAAGUGCAGGGGCCAGAGGCCUGCCCUGCUGCCUUCCCUGGAAGAGGCUCGCAGCCUGGGCCUGGGAAGGAGUGAUGGGGAAUGGGACAAGUGGCACUUUGGGACUCAAGAAUGUCCAAAAUCAACCUUUGGGAUAUUCCGUUUGAGCAUAUUGGGAUCUGGCAUCUAACACUGGAAUGGUUUCUUCACUCUCUACAUGAAGUCGGGGACAUUGAGGCCAACUGACCUUGCCUGUGUCCUGGGGAGAAAUGGUAGAGACCCCGUUGGGCUCUGGGACUCAUUUUCCCCAAGGUUUGCCUGCCUGUCCUUGUGUGGCGUGCAUGUUCAGAGCCAGGCAGGGCGUAAAGGAGGUCACUUGCUGCUUUCUCUCCUGUCUGUGCUUCCCUGUCCCUCCUCCAGGUACCUUUAUGCCUCCUGGAGAGCUCCUGGCAGAUUCUCACCUGGGUCUCCUCCACGGCAGCACCCCAUGGUCCAAAAUAGCCCUUUCCUUUUAUUGCAGUCAAACUUCCCAGUGGCUCUUCAGAGCUGAUACAAUUCACAGUAAGGUGCGAAUGGUCAAAUAAUCCCUCCCUGGGGAAUUUGCUUUUUUAAAGAGAGGAAGGGAGAAUCAAUUUAUUGGGCUAAAGGAAUCACUGUUUAGGGUAUAAUUUUAGGCAGUGUGGCAUGGGGUCAGAAGGGAGCUGUUUCUGCUGAGGGGAGAGCAGGGUGCCCUCAGAUCACACCCCUGUGCGUGGCCCUGUGUAGAUACACAGUGAGAACCUGCUCAUUAGGACAGAAGGGUACUUAUUCCAAAAUUGGGAGAAACUUAGCACAGGCAGUUCCCCAUUGUGUGAGCAGUAAACGUUGUGAUGGGGGCUGCUGGACCCGCAUCCCUGUAGUCUCCACACUGUGGAUGCAGCUUUUCCCCAUGGCCACCACCCCUAUGCUGUGGGCACGUGGCUUCUGCAUGGCCUGCAUGAUCUCAGGCCCAGGGGGUGAGGCUUCUGUUACCCCAUGGCUUUUUGAUUCAGUUCUGUGACUUUUGGCUUAUGAUCAACCCAACUUUGCAAGCAUGAACUUAGAUUACUCUUUAAUAUCUCUUUAUUAAGAAACCAAGUUUAAAAUAACUUUAAAUAAACUUAAAAGUUUAACUUUAACAUAAAAAAAAAAAACCUUUGGAAGAAACAUUAAAGAAAACCUAAACCUUGAGCCACAAACAUGUCUUUCCCCACCAGC